This is a messenger RNA of Hibiscus syriacus, 454 nucleotides long. RefSeq lists its product as uncharacterized. The record is from RefSeq and is a predicted model, not a curated record. NCBI's taxonomy places the organism in Eukaryota, Viridiplantae, Streptophyta, Magnoliopsida, Malvales, Malvaceae. The coding region runs from base 55 to 363 and encodes 102 amino acids. The transcript is spliced from 2 exons.
UCUAGAUAUUAACAACUUAGAAGAGAGAGGGUUUAGGGUUUCGCAACAGCAGCAAUGGAGGGAUUGCAGAAUUGGGUCAGCUCCUUCUCCAAGAACCCGAAAUCAGGAUCUCCUUCUUUUUUGCCGGACCUCCCCUACAACCUUCGCGGCGGAGGCGGAGCAUCUGCCUCUUCUUCCGCCUUAUCUUCUUCCGAUAGCGCUGGUGUUUUAGUCAACAGGCCUCCCAGGCGAUUUGUCUCGCUAUGGACCUGUUCGAAGCUCUGUGGAAUUUGCUUUGUUGCUGGGAUCAUCGUCGGUUACACUCUCAAACGACGUGUACGGCGCUGGGCUUCCAAGCUUCUCAAACGAUUAAAAGACGAUUAGUAACAUUAUUAACUCCUUUUCGAAUCCUGUUAGAUUUAGUUUUAUGAAAACGGUAAUAGUUUGCCUUUGCCAAGGGCAUUCAUUUAUUUUC